Messenger RNA from Kockovaella imperatae, 3795 nucleotides. RefSeq lists its product as hypothetical. Gene Ontology annotation, molecular function: ATP binding; protein serine/threonine kinase activity; RNA endonuclease activity. Gene Ontology annotation, biological process: IRE1-mediated unfolded protein response; intrinsic apoptotic signaling pathway in response to endoplasmic reticulum stress; protein phosphorylation. The transcript is spliced from 9 exons. The record is from RefSeq and is a predicted model, not a curated record. Bases 271 to 3615 code for a protein of 1114 amino acids. Gene Ontology annotation, cellular component: IRE1-TRAF2-ASK1 complex. Lineage: Eukaryota; Fungi; Basidiomycota; Tremellomycetes; Tremellales; Cuniculitremaceae.
ACAACAUUCCCGAGUCUCAACUCUCAACUCGAAACCAUCAUCAUCAUACACUAGUCAUCUGUCAAGUGAGCCUGUCUCUGAUCGCAGGGAGAGGUUCCGGAAGUGCGUCAACGCCAAUUCAUUCAUCUUCCAUCCGACUUCUUGGCCCAUAUUUCGACCGUCGAGGGGAUGAAAGGAGCAGGUCUCGUGUCGGCGUCGGCAUCAGAUCCUUAAAUCCCCUCUCCUGUGUGGUCUAUCCCGCCUCGAAUCCCGACAGCAGGAUACAGGAUCAUGAACCUGUUUCUGAUAUUGAGUCACAUCCUCGCUGUCCUCCUUCCCUUCUUCCUCCUCGUUCAUGCCUCCCCUUCACCGGAUCCAGCCCCCGCUCCAGCUAUCGUCUCUCUUCCUCCACGGCCCUCGAACCACGGCCCAUCUGGACGUGUAGAACCCGAAAGGAUAGAGGACGAACAUGAUCUACUACCAUAUGUUCUCAUAUCAACGAUCGACGGUGGCCUUCAUGCCGUCGAUCGCGACAAGGGCAAGAUCUUGUGGAGCUUGACUGAAGGCGUUGAACCAUUGGUAGGCGGUGGGAGUAUGGGAGAGGGUUUGGAGGAGUUCAUCGUCGAGCCCUUGACUGGUGGCUUGUUCCUUUUCGAAGAUGACGAAGGAGCAGAGUCGCCAAAGAUCAGAAAGCUUCCCUUGACCGUGGAGCAACUUAUCGACAUAUCUCCCUUCACAUUCCCUCAAUCACCCUCCCGCAUCUUCACCGGGUCAAAGCAAACGUCUCUUCUGACUAUCGACCUACGGACCGGUGAACAGGUCGACUACUUCUCUAACAGUAAUCUCAACUUCUCCUCGAGAACAUGUGCGAACGACCAGAUGUUGGACAACAUGGAUCGUUCCACUCGCUCCAGUCGAGAUACACUAUUCGUCGGUCGAACAGAUUAUCGCCUGGUCAUCCAUUCCACGCCUCACCGUCAGUCCUCGCCCGAUGCCACAUUCAGCCUCUCUGGACGCAAAGACGCAGACGAGGCGGAGGGUGUACAGGAAAUCGUCUACUCAACUUAUACGCCAAACACCUACGACAAGGCUCUUGCGGAACAAUGGAGCAAGAUUGGAGUGGAUGAGAAGUUCUGGGAAGCUGAUGGAAGCGAGUCAAAGAGGGUUCGCGUGGAGCUCAAACACGAUGGGUUCGCCGUUGGUAUUGAGAGGGGAGUUGGUGUCAAGUGGACAGAGAAGUUGAGCAGUGUGGGUAUCGCCGUCUACGAUAUCCUUCUGCCUCUCGCCCAUCCUUCGGCAAACCCAAUCCUUGUGCCACAGCCGCCAUCCAGCAUCAGAUCUGUUUCUGCGGUCAACUCGGACGAUGGGCAGAGAGCCAAUGUAUUUGGUAAAGCGCCGUCGACGUUCAUCGCUUCAAUUUCAUCUGCCUACCUCUCGCUACCAUCUACUGGAUCGGACUCGUCCCCGAAUCAGUCCGAUAUCGGUGAUGACGGGGUUGAGGUCAUUGCGCCAAGGCCUUUGUUAUACGCUUUGUCUUCCGACUCCUAUCCCUUGGUGAACUUCGCGCCUCCACCUCAACCUGGUCACCUAUCAGGCGGUUCGUUCGUGGUGUCCGAAGAUCUGCCUACGCCUUAUCUAUUGGAUCCGCCAAAAGAGAACGCUGUUCCCGCAAUAACGGACCAGGAGGAGAAGACCCCUCUCGAGCCCUCGCAUUUACCAGAUAGCGGUGUCGAAAGUCCUUCAAGGAAAAUUAUCUGGUCGCUUGUCGGUCUGCUCGCUUCGCUUUCCAUCCUUGGCGCCUUCUGGUUCGGAAAGAAUCGCCAAACGUCAGUCACAACCAGCAACGCGAUACCGGAUGAGCGCACCCAGCUUCUCGUUAUUGAGGAGAAAUCGGCUGUAGUUGAAAAGGUGGAUCCCGUCUCUAAAAGUCUGGAGCCAAUCACAGUGACCAGCAGACCUGCAUCGGACGACAGCGAGGCUGACGCCAUCGAUACGGCUUCAAAAAAGGAGACUGUCAACACGGCUAUCAAGAAAAAGGACGACGCCGAAGCGACUCCGAAGAAGAAGACCAAUCGUCGACGAGUCAGAGGCAAGAAGAAGAAGGACAAUCAGGUCUCUUUCGCGGUCGCCUCUGACGACGAAGAGGAAGACGAUGACAAGACGACUGUCUCCUCGAAGUCCAGCUCGAAAGCCAGUCCACCUUCAACCGUCCUCAAAAAGGAUGAGAAACCUCUUCCCGAAUUACCCAGAGUCCUUGAAGCGAACGAUCCAGUCGGACCGAACGAUACGCAGAGACUGGUAAUUUCAGACGAAGCCAUCGGUCGUGGAUCCCACGGAACCGUCGUGUUCAAGGGCUUUUGGGGAGCGCGUAAGGUUGCAGUGAAGCGAUUAUUGAGCGAGUUUACCCAAAUUGCAUCGCAAGAGGUGAAAUUGCUGCAAGCCAGUGAUGAUCAUGUCAAUGUCAUCCGAUACUACUGUCAGGAGAAGAGGGACAACUUCCUAUUCAUCGCACUGGAUCUCUGCGACGCGUCGCUUGCAGAUUUGGUUGAGAGUCCCGACAGACAUCAGGCUUUGGCGCCUUUGUUGGAUCCUAAAAAGGCACUUAAAGAGAUCACCUCCGGAGUGAAGCACUUGCACAGCAUGAAAAUCAUUCACAGGGAUAUCAAACCGCAGAAUGUGCUCGUGUCGAAGACUAAAGAUGGAUCUUUACGCAUGGUUGUUUCGGACUUUGGUCUCGCUAGACAGCUGGAUCAAGGUCAAUCCUCCUUUGCGCCCACGGCCAAUAACCUCGCCGGAUCUCUUGGCUGGCGAGCUCCCGAGUGUAUCCGAGGCCAAGUCAAACUCAGUGACGUGAUGGAUCCAUACUCCACUUCGGGCUCUUCCUUUGGCUCUAUGACCAAUUUGGACAACCUAUUAUCGGAUCUGGCCGCCGAUCUCGAUGUGAUUCGGGGCAUGGACAAGGGCCAUGCAAGAUUGACUAAAGCCGUCGAUAUAUUCGCCUUGGGAUGUCUAUACUUUUGGCUAUUACGAAACGGCGAGCAUCCUUAUGGAGAAGCUUACGAUCGAGAAAGUAACAUUGUCAGGGGAGAUGUCGUCAAUAUGGGUCAUCUGGAUGAAUUGUGGGAGGAAGGCGUUGAGGCGAAAGAGUUGAUAGGACGGAUGUUAUCCCUGGAUCCCUCCCAAAGACCGGACACAUCAUCAUGUCUGAUACAUCCCUUCUUUUGGACCCCUGCCAAACGGUUGGCGUUCUUGUGUGAUGCUUCGGAUCGAUUCGAGAUCAUGGAGCUCGAGCCGCCGGAACCGACAUUGGUCUUACUGGAGGACGACGCAGCCUCAGUCGUUGGGAAAGAUUGGUAUUCCCGUCUCGACAAGGUAUUCACGAACAACCUCGGCAAGUAUAGAAAGUAUAAGGGGAAUUCAGUCAGGGAUCUGCUUCGUGCGAUGAGAAACAAGAAACACCACUAUCAAGACUUGGAGCCGGUCGUCAAGAGACAUCUUGGGUCUCUGCCAAUUGGUUUCCUGCACUACUUUACCUCACGCUAUCCGAAGUUAUUCCUCCAUGUUCACGGAGUCGUACGUGAUAGUCGACUGCGGCACGAGAGUAUGUUCGAGGCGUACUUUGCGGAUUCUGCGUGAGACUGAGACUGAGAGGUUCAAAGGUCAUAUUUGUAUGCUCUACACUGUUGUAUACUAGUCUUUUGUCGCCCUAUUCGUGCGUCACACUGCAUAUGUACUCUUAGUGCAUGUCUACCACCAAGCCGGACGACACAACGUCAUGGAUCGGAUUUGACCGACGAAGAUGGGAAAAAUGCGCAC